Tetrahymena thermophila SB210 is the source of this 498-nucleotide messenger RNA. Its product is annotated as cation channel family protein. NCBI's taxonomy places the organism in Eukaryota, Ciliophora, Oligohymenophorea, Hymenostomatida, Tetrahymenidae. The record is from RefSeq and is a predicted model, not a curated record. The transcript is spliced from 2 exons.
AUGAUUAAUGAUUUCGAAGACAAUUCUAUUACUCGAUUUGAGGCAUAUAAAAGCAUUUACGAAAAUUCGAACAAAGACUAAGAAUAGAAUCACCUUAAAAAUUUACAUUACAGGAAAGAAGAAUCAUUUAAUAGUGAAAAAUCUAGUAAAAUAUUUCUGGAUGAAAUUAUUGAACAAAAAGAUCAACCUAAUCAAAACACUAGUAUGAUAGGUGAAGCAAAUGAUAUACUUAGCUGCAGUAAAAAUAAUAUAUUCUAAAGCAAUAAAGAAUAUAAUUCUUCAGAUUAAGAAGAGAUAUUUGUUGAGAUCAAUGAUAUAAAAAAUGAAAUUAAAUCAAGCCAUAAAAAAGACUUUUUAGAAAGAAGCAGCGUGGCAAAUAUUUUUAAUACAUUUGCUCAAAAAACACAAGUAGAGAAUAUUGAAUUUUUUUUUAACAAAAACUAUCUCUGGUAGAACUAAUUACCUCAAAAUUAGUAAGGUGAGGAAUGCAUUGAAUGA